Molecule: messenger RNA, 2335 nt
Organism: Ailuropoda melanoleuca (giant panda)
Lineage: Eukaryota; Metazoa; Chordata; Mammalia; Carnivora; Ursidae
Gene: TRAF2
Product: TNF receptor associated factor 2
Exons: 11
Coding region: 259-1830 (523 amino acids)
Biological process (GO): regulation of apoptotic process; positive regulation of canonical NF-kappaB signal transduction; protein autoubiquitination
Cellular component (GO): plasma membrane signaling receptor complex; cytoplasmic side of plasma membrane; cytosol
Molecular function (GO): zinc ion binding; ubiquitin-protein transferase activity; tumor necrosis factor receptor binding
Source: RefSeq, a predicted model, not a curated record
GGCAAAGUCAAAAAGCAUUUCCCUGCUGAAACCACUGGCAGGUACUUGGAGAUUGGCGCAGCCCUACAGGCACAGGUCUACAAGUGGCUGCCUGCCCAGGAGGCGGGAACUUUGCCACGGAAAUCUCUUCUGGACUCAGGGCCAGGCCGAGGGGGCCAGAGCCAGCGAAGCGCUUCCACACGGUCCCCCAUCCUGGAGGAGUGGGGUCUGACACUCUCUGGGGGUCACUGCUGAAGGACGUGGCGGUUCGCGGCUCUCAUGGCUGCAGCCAGCGUGACCCCUCCCGGUUCCCUAGAUCUGUUGCAGCCUGGCUUCUCGAAGACCCUCCUGGGGACCAAGCCGGAGGACAAGUAUCUGUGCUCGGCCUGCAAGAACGUCCUGCGCAGGCCUUUCCAGGCUCAGUGCGGCCACCGCUACUGCUCCUACUGUCUGACCAGCAUCCUGAGCUCCGGGCCUCAGAACUGUGCUGCCUGCGUUCACGAGGGCAUAUAUGAAGAAGGCGUCUCGAUUUUGGAAAGUGGUUCGGCUUUCCCAGACAACGCGGCACGCAGGGAGGUGGAGAGCCUGCCGGCCAUCUGUCCUAGCGACGGCUGCACCUGGAAGGGGACCCUUAAAGAGUAUGAGAGCUGCCAUGAAGGACACUGCCCGUUCACGCUGACCGAGUGCCCGGCAUGCAAAGGUCUGGUUCGCCUCGGGGAGAAGGCGCGUCACUCGGAGCAGGAGUGCCCGGAGAGAAGCCUCAGCUGCAGGCACUGCCGGGCGCCCUGCUGCUGGGCGGACCUGAAGGCGCACCAUGAAGUCUGCCCCAAGUUCCCCUUGACUUGCGAUGGCUGUGGCAAGAAGAAGAUCUCACGGGAGAAAUUCCAGGACCACGUCAGGGCGUGCGGCAAGUGCCGAGUCCCGUGCAGGUUCCAUAUCGUCGGCUGCCCCGAGAUGGUGGAGAGCGAGAAACAGCAGCAGCACGAGGCCCAGUGGCUCCGGGAGCACUUGGGCCUACUGCUGGGCCGCCUCCUGGAGACCAAGCAGCUCGCAGGAGCAGGCGGCCGCUUCCUGGGCCAGAGCGAAGUGGGGGGCUGGGAAGCCAGCACGCUGCACCCUGAGGCGGAGCUCUCCAAGGCUGCAGAGCUCCAGCAACGGUGUGAGGCCCUGGAGAGGAAGACGGCCACCUUUGAGAACAUCGUCUGUGUCCUGAACCGGGAGGUAGAGAGGGUGGCCAUGACCGCCGAGGCCUGCGGCCGGCAGCACCGGCUGGACCAGGACAGGAUCGAGGCCCUGAGUAACAAGGUGCAGCAGCUGGAGAGGAGCAUCGGUCUGAAGGACCUGGCGAUGGCUGAGCUGGAGCAGAAGGUACACGAGAUGGAGGCGACCACCUUCGACGGCGUGUUCAUCUGGAAGAUCUCCGACUUCGCCAGGAAGCGUCAGGAAGCGGUGGCUGGCCGCACGCCCGCCAUCUUCUCCCCAGCCUUCUACACGAGCAGGUACGGUUACAAGAUGUGUCUGCGCAUCUACCUGAACGGAGACGGCACCGGCCGGGGGACACACCUGUCUCUCUUCUUUGUGGUGAUGAGGGGCCCCAACGACGCACUGCUGCGGUGGCCCUUCAACCAGAAGGUGACCUUAAUGCUGCUCGACCAGAACAACCGGGAGCACGUGAUUGACGCCUUCAGACCCGACGUGACCUCGUCCUCUUUCCAGAGGCCAGUCAGUGACAUGAACAUCGCCAGCGGCUGCCCCCUCUUUUGCCCCGUCUCCAAAAUGGAGGCCAAGAAUUCCUACGUGCGUGACGACGCCAUCUUCAUCAAGGCCAUAGUGGACCUGACGGGGCUCUAGCCGCCUCCCACCACGGUCAGGGGUCGUGGGUCAAGAACAGCUGGGCCUGAUGGUGUGGUGAAGAGCCACCAUGCUGGGCCUGAGCCUUGCUGUGGGUGGGCACCUGCUGUGUUCAUGUCCCACUGGGAAGGGGCUGCCUCCCGGGAGAGGCCGCUCAGCCCAGGCCAAGUGGGGUGGGCUGCAGGCUUGUCCGUACCUGCCGGUGGGCCGUCCGUGCGGGCGCUCGGGGCAAGGUGAGCAGAGGGGCAAGGUGAGCUGGCACCUUGUCCCGCCCUGUGGCCUGAAGAGAAGGGACGUUCUCAGGCCUGGCCACUACUCUGAGGAGAGGUCCUGCUGUGCAGGCCUGGCCGGGCCAGCGGGCAGGGAGGGCACUCUGUGUCCUCAGGGCAUCCUGUCCGCUGCCCCUGUGGUGAGUGUGGGGUGCACACUGGGCCCUGCUGCAAGACGGGAUGGGUAAGCUGCCCCGUUGGGCUGUGGAGAAGUCGUUAUUAAACUGUUAAAUCUC